CUCUUUGCUUUUCAGGUGGAGAGGAAGCGGCAUAUCGGGAACGACAUUGUAACCAUGGUAUUCCAGCAGGGGGAGGACUCGUCGCCAGCCUUCAAACCUUCAAUGAUCCGUUCACACUUCACACAUAUUUUUGCCUUAGUCCGAUAUAACAAACAAAAUGACAGCUACUGACUUAAGAUAUUUUCCGAAGAAAGUGUGCCACUGUUUGGACCUCCUCUACCUACUCCGCCCGUGUUUACAGAUCACCAUGAGUUCAGGGACUUUGUAUUAGUCAAAUUAAUCAACGGAGAAAAGGCAACCCUGGAGACUCCGACAUUUUCUCAGAAACGUCAGCGUACGUUGGACAUGUUGAUAUGGUCUCUGUACCAGGACCUCAUACCAGACUUGCACAAGGAAAUGAAUGAGAUUCAACUAGGCUGGAUAACAAACAUGCUGAACAGGCGCUCCUUCAGUGACGUGCUGCCAGAGUCGCCCAAGUCAGCGCGCAAGAAAGAGGAGGCUCGGCAGGCGGAAUUUGUUCGAGUCGGACAAGCCCUGAAGCUGAAAACGAUUGUCAGAGGGGAUGCCCCCACCAGCCUGGUGACCACAGGCUUGUGCAGGAAGGAGCCUUGGGAGCCGCAGUGUUUCUGCAACAACUUCGCCCUCGAGAUCAACUGCAGCGAUUCCUGGGGCCAGUCACUGCUGAUAUCCACUGAAGCUGGAGUACUGCUGCUUGAUGAGGGCCAGACCCCGGUGCCCGUGUUUGACAGGACGCUGUCGGUGAAACAGAUGGAUAUUUUGGAAACUCAGGACCUCUUCCUCAGCCGAGUUGACAAAGGGAAGGAUGCACGGCUGUUUGUCUUCAGGCUGAGCUCCAUCAAGAAGGCUCUGGAGGAGAGGCAGAUGGUGAAGAGUAAAUCCGAUUGCAAGGACAACAGGCUCGAGAAAACAAAAGGCUGCCACUUGUACGCCAUCAACACGCACCACGGCAACGAGCUCCGCAUCGUGGUGGCCAUCCGCAACAAGCUGCUGCUCAUCACCAGGAAAACCAUCAACAGGUCCGACAGCUUCCCCAUCCUGCCGCCGUCCACAGACUCACCCGUUGAAGACUUCCAGUACAUCAGGGAGAUCUGCCUGUGCGACCCAGCGGCGGUGAUGACGCUGGUGGACGGCCCCACCGGGGACAACGACAACCUGAUCUGCGUGGCCUACCGCCACCAGUUCGACCUGGUGAACGAGAGCACGGGAGAGACCUACCGCCUGCACCACGUGGACGCCAGCAAGGUUACUUUUGUUGCAGCUAUUGAUGUGUAUGAAGAUGGUGAAGCUGGACUCCUACUCUGUUAUAACUACGUGUGCUACUACAAGAAGGUGUGCCCCUUUAACGGUGGCUCUCCGCUGGUGCAGCCCUCGCCCUCUGACUUCCACUUCUGCUGGAACCAGGUGCCCAACUCCAUCGUCUGUGCGUUUCCCUACAUCUUGGCCUUCACCACGGAUUCCAUUGAGAUUCGGCUGGUGGUGAACGGAAACCUCGUGCACACCGCUGUCAUGUUGGAACUCCAUCUCACGGCUUCACAGUCAGACAUUUACUUCACAUCAGCUGUCUCAUCGAUGAAUGCGGCGUCCGGCGGGAGCUCGAGAGAUGCGAGUUCACAGAGUUCUCCACAGACACCAACCGGCCAGGAGAUGCCUGUCCUCCCCUCGUCCCAGGGGGAAGGGGAAAUUCAGUGGAAACACAUCUACAAGAUUCCUCUCAGCAACCUGGUUGGAAGGAGCAUCGAGAGGCCGCUGAAGUCACCUCUGGUGCCCAGGGUCGUCACCACUCCCACGUCAAGCAUCAUUGCACCGAUGCCAGUCGCCCACUCGCUCUCACUCUCACGCAUGGAGAUCAAGGAGAUUGCAUGCAGAACACGCAAAGAGUUGCUGGGGCUGACGGCAGACUCCGCCGCCACCAAAUCUGAUGGUGGUCCGAAACAGAAGAAAUGGUCCCGGAAAGGAACAGAAGAGCAGCAGAGGAAAGGUGCCGUGAGAUCGACCAGCAGUGACAGGAUCCUUACGGAGAUCAUGGAUACGGAGCCGGAACCCGAGCAUCAUCUAUCCACCAGCUCCGACCCCGACACAACAGCAGCCAAGAUGGAGAGCCCGAUACCCACCGGUCUGUUUCAUCACAACCCAUCGUUUGACGACGAGAUCCUGGACCUGAAGUGACAUCCAGCUGGCGGACUUUUGAUGGCUCCCUCUGUGUUCUGAAGAAAAGGUCCCUUUCUUCCCACCCCAACUCCCCCGACCAAUGGGUCUGUAUCCAUUGCACCCUUGCCCGGACUGUACAGUGCAUGUCUACUCAAACCCAACAUAGCCCUUGGCCUUCCAGAACACCAACAACCUCCGCCCUCCACGGUUCACGUCGACUCCACAUACUCAAACCACAUCUCCACAAGACGUUUUGGGAUAUUUUUGCAGGUGAUUUGCUCCUUAUUUAUUACCACAUUGUUUAUCUUGUUGAAUGGAAGAAGUUUGUGGGCUAGGAUUUGUACAUUUUGUUAAGUUGGCCUGAUUGUUUGGUUUUCACCUCUUACCCUGCACCUCUUAGCAGUGGGUUUUUUUUUGUACUCAAUGAAUAUGUACUGUCAACACUGUUGCUGGAACUCUGUGAUGGGGAAAAAAAACACACCAACUGUCUUAAAAUAUUGUAAUGCCAUUGGUUUUAUGCCAAGUAACAAAUGUAAAUGUAUUGUGUUUCAAAUGUUGCCUCGACAAGUACUGAAUUCAUACCUACAAAAUAUAUCUAUUUUCAGUGCCGUGUGGGCACUGCGGUGAAAGUAGACUAUAAUUCUGUUAACCAGUAGGAAAGAAUAUUAAGGGAUUUAAGAUGUCUUUUUCUUUACAAAUUAAAAUAAAAAGUUCAGUUUACCUGAUAAGUGAAUAUUUUUGUUAAAGUGAAUGGAAAAUUGGGGAAAAAAAAACACGACAAGCAUUUUCUGUCUUCUCUUGAUGUAUUUCCUCCUGAGGUGGGCUUCAGGAAACUGUCUUUGUGAAAAUGAUGCUUAAAUAAAUAUGUAUUUAUUAUCUGGGAUAAUGUUGGAUCGUUGUA
This is a messenger RNA of Leucoraja erinaceus (little skate), 3070 nucleotides long. Its product is annotated as GTPase-activating Rap/Ran-GAP domain-like protein 3. Gene Ontology annotation, biological process: activation of GTPase activity. The record is from RefSeq and is a predicted model, not a curated record. Gene Ontology annotation, cellular component: cytoplasm. Bases 346 to 2187 code for a protein of 613 amino acids. Lineage: Eukaryota; Metazoa; Chordata; Chondrichthyes; Rajiformes; Rajidae. The transcript has 19 exons. Gene Ontology annotation, molecular function: GTPase activator activity.